UGCCAACAACAUGCCCAAGCAGGUGGAAGUGCAGAUGCACGACAACCACCUCAGCUCGGAGGAGCCGAAGCCCCGGCAUCUGGGGCUGCGCUUGUGUGACAAGCUGGGGAAGAAUCUCCUGCUCACGCUGACCGUGUUCGGUGUCAUCCUGGGGGCAGUAUGUGGAGGGCUUCUUCGCUUGGCAUCUCCUAUCCACCCUGAUGUGGUUAUGUUAAUAGCCUUCCCAGGGGAUAUACUCAUGAGGAUGCUAAAAAUGCUCAUUCUGCCUCUAAUCAUCUCCAGUUUAAUCACAGGGUUGUCAGGCCUGGAUGCUAAAGCCAGUGGCCGCUUAGGCACGAGAGCUAUGGUAUAUUACAUGUCCACGACCAUCAUCGCUGCGGUGCUGGGGGUCAUCCUGGUCUUGGCUAUCCACCCGGGGAACCCCAAACUCAAGAAGCAGCUGGGGCCUGGGCAGAAGAAUGAUGAAGUGUCCAGCCUGGAUGCCUUUCUGGACCUUAUUCGAAAUCUCUUCCCUGAAAACCUUGUCCAAGCCUGUUUUCAGCAGAUUCAAACAGUGACAAAGAAAGUCCUGGUGGCCCCUCCGUCAGACGAGGAGAGCAAUGCCACCAGUGCUGUCCUCUCGCUGUUGAGUGAGACUGUGACUGAGCCACCUGAGGAGACGCAGGUGGUUAUCAAGAAGGGCCUGGAGUUCAAGGACGGCAUGAAUGUCUUAGGUCUGAUAGGGUUUUUCAUUGCUUUCGGCAUUGCCAUGGGGAAGAUGGGCGAGCAGGCCAAGCUGAUGGUGGAAUUCUUCAACAUUUUGAAUGAGAUUGUAAUGAAGCUAGUGAUCAUGAUCAUGUGGUACUCUCCCCUAGGUAUCGCCUGCCUAAUUUGUGGGAAGAUCAUUGCAAUCAAGGACUUAGAAGUGGUUGCUAGACAACUGGGGAUGUACAUGAUCACGGUGAUUGUCGGCCUCAUCAUCCAUGGGGGCAUCUUUCUCCCCUUGAUUUACUUUCUAGUGACCAGGAAAAACCCUUUCUCCUUUUUUGCUGGAAUUUUCCAAGCUUGGAUCACUGCCCUGGGUACCGCUUCCAGUGCCGGAACUUUGCCCGUCACCUUCCGUUGCCUGGAAGAAAAUCUGGGGAUUGAUAAGCGUGUAACCAGAUUUGUCCUACCAGUUGGAGCAACCAUUAACAUGGACGGUACAGCCCUUUAUGAAGCCGUGGCCGCCAUCUUUAUAGCCCAGAUGAAUGGCGUCAUCCUAGAUGGAGGCCAGAUUGUGACCGUAAGCCUCACGGCCACGCUGGCCAGCGUUGGUGCAGCCAGUAUCCCCAGUGCUGGGCUCGUCACCAUGCUCCUCAUUCUGACGGCUGUGGGCUUGCCGACCGAGGACAUCAGCCUGCUGGUGGCUGUGGAUUGGCUGCUGGACAGGAUGAGAACAUCCGUCAAUGUUGUGGGAGACUCUUUUGGGGCUGGGAUUGUCUAUCACCUCUCCAAGUCUGAGCUGGACACCAUUGACUCCCAGCACCGAGUGCAUGAAGAUAUUGAAAUGACCAAGACUCAGUCCAUUUAUGAUGACAUGAAGAACCACAGGGAAAACAACUCCAACCAAUGUGUCUAUACUGCACACAACUCUGUCAUAGUAGAUGAGUGCAAGGUAACUCUGGCAGCCAACGGAAAGUCAGCCGACUGCAGUGUUGACGAAGAACCUUGGAAACGUGAAAAAUAA
This is a messenger RNA of Balaenoptera ricei (Rice's whale), 1708 nucleotides long. It is a transcript of the gene SLC1A2, whose product is annotated as solute carrier family 1 member 2. Gene Ontology annotation, molecular function: L-glutamate transmembrane transporter activity; glutamate:sodium symporter activity; neutral L-amino acid transmembrane transporter activity. The coding region runs from base 11 to 1708 and encodes 565 amino acids. Gene Ontology annotation, biological process: L-glutamate transmembrane transport. Gene Ontology annotation, cellular component: plasma membrane. The transcript is spliced from 10 exons. The record is from RefSeq and is a predicted model, not a curated record. NCBI's taxonomy places the organism in Eukaryota, Metazoa, Chordata, Mammalia, Artiodactyla, Balaenopteridae.